This is a messenger RNA of Folsomia candida, 911 nucleotides long. RefSeq lists its product as uncharacterized. The transcript is spliced from 4 exons. The record is from RefSeq and is a predicted model, not a curated record. The coding region runs from base 324 to 911 and encodes 195 amino acids. Lineage: Eukaryota; Metazoa; Arthropoda; Collembola; Entomobryomorpha; Isotomidae.
GCAGUGACCGCGGCGCCGUGACCUUUGACCUGUCAAGCGUAUUUAUUAUAAUAUGAGCGUUACAUGGUGAGUAUGUAUGUCAAGAUGAAAAAACCACACAUUGAUAUUUAACUACAAUGAUGAAAUGUGCAUAAUAAUGUUAAGUUUCACAGUUUAAUAGCUUAAUUAAAUGUACAUGGCUUGCAAAAGCUGGCCAACUUCAUUUGACAUUCCAAGCGAAUUACGCCCAGUUUUAUUCUAAAGAAAUUUACUUUAAGAUAUUUAUUAUUCCACAUACAAUGAAUUGAUUAUUGCUUAGUUUUAUUGAUACACACAAAGUGACAAUGAAUUUGCUUAUAUUAAUUUGUGUUGUGCUGCAGACCGUAAAUUCGUAUGCGGAAUGUUAUCGUCAUGAUAGUUGUGUGCAAUGCAUUCAAAUUGUGGGUUGCGUUUACGGAGUAACAAGUUCAAGUGCUCGGAAAUGUUUUCAUCGUGACGAGAUUCCGGUUGGAAUUUUGGCAACCUUUCGAAAUCCGACUGCAUGUAAAAGAAUUUACAGGUUUGCAACCACCCAGACGAGUGCAUUUGAUAACCAUUCUAAAAGUGGAAACAAUAUCAUUGUUAAAGAAGAGAUAAUGCACAAUGUUUUAACAGGGCGGGUUUCAACCUCCACCACAACUGAAAAUCAAUUGUAUACUUCAACAUUACCUACUUUCACGACUUUGCCAACGACCAAAAUAGUGACGACCAAUUUUUAUUUGCCGGAAACCUUACAUCCCACACAACCAAGUGUUGAUCACGAGCAAGACAAUUCAGAGACCACAACGGAGACAAUAAUAAACACUGCUGUCGCCGAAAAACUGGCAAUCGAGACUACAAUCCUACCAAUGGUGGAAUCAACUACGCAUUUCUCUGAGCUAAUUCAUAGUUAA